Messenger RNA from Trichosporon asahii var. asahii CBS 2479, 2292 nucleotides. RefSeq lists its product as uncharacterized. The transcript is spliced from 5 exons. Gene Ontology annotation, molecular function: zinc ion binding; DNA binding; DNA-binding transcription factor activity, RNA polymerase II-specific. Gene Ontology annotation, biological process: DNA-templated transcription; regulation of DNA-templated transcription. The coding region runs from base 1 to 2292 and encodes 763 amino acids. The record is from RefSeq and is a predicted model, not a curated record. Lineage: Eukaryota; Fungi; Basidiomycota; Tremellomycetes; Trichosporonales; Trichosporonaceae.
AUGACGCCGGCAGAAUCAAAGCCGGUCAUCCCCAUCCCGAUUUCGAGGCCGCACCAGAACCACCAGACACAACAAGCUGAAUCCUCCUCGGCCGCGUCCUCUGCACGUCGCGGGGCCCAGUCCCCGACUCGAUACAAGAAGCGCGGCUACGGCCACUCUUGCCAUGCCUGCCGAGUUCGCAAAGUCAAGUGCGAGGACGGCGAGAACCCACCCUGUAAGGCGUGCCGGGAGGCAAACACGGUCUGCGAGCAAGUGCCCAGCAAGCGGGCGAAGAAGCCGCGCGAGUUCGAUCCAGCGAUCAUCGACGACUUUGAGCGACGCUUGCAGCGUCUCGAGAGUCUCGCUCACAUCCCACGCUCCCCGCCACCACACGGCUACUCCCCCUCCCCCAUCAAUGCUUCAGCACCGCUGCCACCCGACUUUGAGCCACCGGGCAGCUCGCUUCGGGGAGCUUCAGCGCUGCCAGAUAUAAGUGGGCUGCCCGGAGUGAGCGUCGGAAGUGUGGGCAGCGUGGGUGUGCGAGACUUCGAAGGCAGCGGGAGCAACAGCGCAAGCGGCGAGGUGGAGCUCGGUCGACCACAGUACCACCUCGGCACAGCCAAGCGGCCAGUGUACCACGGCGAGCUGAGCAUGUUCGAGGACCCCGAUGGCCGACCCUCGGCGGCCGCAUCGCCGACGCACGAGGAGGCUUCACCACAGGUUUGGAGCGAGGAACGAUUACGUGCCGCCGCGAGGCUGAGGCAUCGCUACGCCGACCCAGACGACGGCGAGGCAUGGCUCGACGCAUACUUCUCCUGGGCUAGUCCGGUGUACGCCGUCGUGCAUCGGCCGACAUUUCUCCGGGACAUGGCGCUCGGGGGCCCGUACUUCUCCGAGUUCCUGCUGAUUGUCAUCUACUGCACGGGCAUCCGCCUCACGUACAGCAUGGACGAGGCCGAGCGCACGCAAAAGGGCGAGCACUAUGUCAACCUUGCCAUGAAUAUGUUGGCCGACCAGGUCAUGGGUCCGGGGCGAAUAUGCACUGUUCAAGCGCUACUCGGGCUGUCGGGACGCCAAUGCGCGUUGGGACGGACGAACCAGGCCUGGAUGCUCGCGGGCAUGGCAAUAAGGAUGAUGCAGGACAUGGGUCUGCACCUGGCCGUCGGAGACGAGAGCCGAUUCUCUCAGGAGGACAGGGACAUGCGACGGCGGAUCUACUGGUCCGCUUACUGCUGGGACAAGACACUAGCUCUGACUUUGGGUCGUGAGCCGUCACUCCUCCUCCGAGCGGGACUCACGCCCGACAUCAUUCCCCCCGAUGCCGACGAUGAGCUGCUGUGGUCUCCCGCCCUGCCGCCGGGUAAAGCGCUCCCGAUGGGACAGUACCCUGCUCAACCGUUGCUAAAGUCCUUCUGCCUGCGCCACUUUGCCGCUCUCAACAUCCAGCUCGAGAGUAUCAUUGCCAACAUGUACAGUCCGGGGAGUGCGCACGCGCGUUCGCACCAGUAUCUCUCGAUGGCAAUUGAGCGUCUUGAGACAUGGCGAAGACAGCUGCCAGCCGAGCUCAAGCUCGAAGCGGGCAACCUCCCGCUCUUCUCCCCGCCGACAAACAUCAUGAUCCUCAACAUGCUGUACCACGCCAUGCGGAUCCUGAUCUACCGCCCCCUGCUUACCGCCAACAACCGGUCCGGCCCCAGCAGUGCGCUGAACCACUGCCGCUCGGCGGCGAUCGGGAUCCAUGAGCUGCUGAGCCUCUGGGGGAGGACAUUCGGGCACACGUGCUUGCACUAUCUCCUGCUGUACUGCUGCUUCCUGAGUGCGUGUGUCGACAUUAUCCUGAUCCGCACGGGAUCCGCCUUCAUUCGCGCCGAAGCAUUGCAGCGCGUGCACCUCUGCCUCGAGAUCCUGGAGACUGCCUCGAUGCAGGGACCGGGAAUCAAGCGCGGCAUCAGGAGCAUCCACACGCAGCUGAACCGGGCGAGCGAGGAGUUCCAACAACAGCAGCAGCAGCACACCCGGCACCGGCGCGAGCGGAACAACCACGAGCGCGACCCGCAGGGACCAGCAACGUCCAGCUCCAUGGGCCUCGACACGCCCGCGGGGCCCGCGACGGGCCAGACGCAGAUCUCCGACAGCAGCUCCAUGAUCCUCCCCAGUCCACAAGACGUGCACGGGAUCUGGUUCGACGGCGGCGAGGUCUGGGACAAUGCGAACCUGCUCCAGAUCCUCGGCCCCGCGCCACUGAAUACGGAGGAUCCCUUCAGCUUCGCGCUCGACCACCUCGACAACAAUGGCGGCUUCAACCUCUACUAA